This is a messenger RNA of Daucus carota subsp. sativus, 6338 nucleotides long. RefSeq lists its product as uncharacterized. Bases 1 to 6201 code for a protein of 2066 amino acids. Lineage: Eukaryota; Viridiplantae; Streptophyta; Magnoliopsida; Apiales; Apiaceae. The transcript has 3 exons. The record is from RefSeq and is a predicted model, not a curated record. Gene Ontology annotation, molecular function: nucleic acid binding; RNA-DNA hybrid ribonuclease activity. Gene Ontology annotation, biological process: DNA integration.
AUGUCGAACCACGGCGAGACAACACCCGGUGGGAACCAACCCCCCGAUCCCAGAUCGGGGAUAGGCGAUAACCCUCCCGUCGACAACACGCCGGUCGGGAACGCCUCUCAGGACAGAGCAAUCAUCAUAACAGACGGAGAGUCUGGUGUUAUGAGACGACCCAUCUCCGGCUCGCCGCCGAUAUUCAUAAGCAACGAGGAGUUACUCAAGGAGUUGCAUUACUUGAGAAACGAAGCAAGAGAACAGCAAGCGCUCAGAGAGCGAGUCGCGCAACUAGAGGCCCUGGUUCCCGGAACACAUCGUUCCGGGAAGCAGCCCUUUGAAGAGGAAAGUCAGUCAGGUCAUCGCGAUGAUAGAAGGGCUGUAAUUGUUCCACGAAACUUAUUCGCGUCAGGCGGCCAAACUACUACCGGAGGAGAGGGCGUCAGGGACGGAGGAAGACCCCCGCAAGAUAGACGUGCGACCGCCCAUCUGGAGGAGGCCAGUCGAGAUGUUAACGCUCUGGCGGAAAGAUAUCGAGGAAGAGUCAGUAGGGCGGAUCUUUUGGCCCUGAUCAAAGAUCUUGAAAGCAGACCUGAAUAUGCGAAUACCGGGUCAAGAACGGCAGGCACGGGUCGAGAAGGACAUAGGAAGGAGAUUCCGCAUGGAUCAGACCCAAGAAGCUAUGACAGAUCGCAAGAACCCCGGGGUUUGGGAGGAAGAUCGGAGCAAGACCCGAUCGUGCUUGAAGGACGGCAGAGUCAGGGAGGAACGCGCGAGCAUGCGACGUCUCCGGGCAACGGAAAGACUCAUCAUCAGGCAAAUCUUGAUCAGACCAUUGCCGAUCCGCAUAUUCAAGUCUCGUCUCAGGCCAAUGCUCAUGCCAAUCCGCAUAUUCAAGCCUCAUCUCAGGCCAAUGCGCCCCCAUCUGCUCAGACUCACGCCAAUCAAUCCAAUCCUCUCCCCUCGGCAAGUGACUUCAUGCCUACUGGAACGCUACCAUCGAUGACUCAGUCACAGCCAAACGUUCAGACCAUUCCAGGCAUCGGAGCCAUUGAUAUCAACAGCCUAAGAAAACUUCUGGCACAUUUUGAUGGAAGCCAAGCGUCUCUUUCAAGCCAAGCCCUAUCACCCUUCUCUGCUGAAGUGAUAGAGGCUCCGUUGCCGGCCAAUUACAGAAACACCACUUCCGAUUUAAAGUUUCACGGCAACUCAGAUGCUGUAGAGUUUCUUGGAAGAUUCAAUGUUGAGAUGGGUGUCUACCAGAUACCGGACCCUGUCAGGUGUAGACUUCUUGCGGCCACCUUCAGAGACAGUGCCUACCAAUGGUUCCGGAAAUUGGAACCAGCAUCCAUCACUUCUUGGACAAGCAUGCAGACUAUGUUCUUGACUCAGUUUCAGGCAACCGUCAAAUACGCUCCACCGGUCACCACUCUGGCAAAUAUCAAACAGAAGGAAGGGGAGACUCUUCAUGCCUACUUCAAACGUUUCAAUGCAGAGUCAUCCAAUGUUCGGGGGGCAACUGAUGAGACACUGAAGAGCUUCUUGGUGGCUGGGCUUCGAGUGGGAACUGAUUUUUGGAAGCACUUGCAAGGCAAUGAUCCCAAGUCUCUUGCAGAUUUAUAUGCAAGGGCUGAGGCAUACAAAAAUGUUGAACAGUCGCUAGCUGAGAGUCGGAAGAACGAGAGAAGCCCUGGUAAGACCCGACAAAAGAGAAGGGACCGGUCCCCAAGUCCAGAACAAAGGGGGAGGCGACGAAGCCCCAACCGGGUCAACACAAUGUAUAGAAGGAACUAUACACCUCCUCGAGAUCAUGAAGAAAGGGAAGAUCGCUGGACACCACUUGCCGCGCCAAUCGAUCACAUCUUCGAAGUUAAUCGUGACAAGGGACUCUUCCGCAGGCCGGCUCCACUAAAUUCUUGGCAAGCCAAGAAUAAGGACAAGUACUGUGAAUACCACGAGUCAACAGGGCAUGAUACCCAUGAAUGUAGACAACUGAAAGAAGAGAUUGAAUUGUUAAUCAAAGAAGGCCAGCUUAAUGAAUGGAUAGUACGAGAAGCCCGGUCCCGACGGGAUAUUCGAGCCAAGGAUAGAAGGGGGCUUGGCUAUACUGGCGAUCAAGAGAGGGGAAAGCAAGAGGAUAUCCAGUUCGUUAAGGAAGGAAGCAUUCAUGUAAUCUUCGGAGGGCCACAUUUGGCCGGUGAGGGGACCAGGGCAAUGGAGAGAUAUGCAAAGGAGGCAAAAGGUAGGCCCCUUACUAAUAUACAUAAUUUGUCAUCUAGACCGCCUAAAGUCUUUAGAGGUGAAGCCAUUGACAUUACUUUUUCAGAGGAAGAUGCUAGAUGGGUUCACCACCCGCACAAUGAUGCCCUGGUGAUCGCUCUUCGUAUUGGUCCAAUGAAUGUUCAUCGUGUACUUGUUGAUAAUGGAAGUUCUGUCAACAUUCUUUAUUAUGGCACCUACCAGAAGCUUGGCCUCCCUGAUAAGGAUAUGAAGGUUGAGGAUGUCUAUAUCUAUGGAUUUGGUGGAGAGGCUGUAAAGGUAAAGGGGACAAUCCGGCUCCCGGUAACUCUAGGGGAAGGAACAUGCUCAGCCACUCAGGUUAUGGAUUUUAUGAUUGUCGAUCACGACUCAUCACACAAUGCCAUUGUUGGGCGACCGUUACUAAAAGAGAUGAGGGUGGUCACAUCAAUUUAUCAUUUGUCUAUGAAAUUCCCAACACCUGGAGGGAUUGGAGUUGUGAGGGGGUGCCAAUAUGACUCCAGAGAGUGUUACUUGCAAUCUCUUAAAGGUUUCAAGAAGGGUAGACCACUGAAAGAGCCCCUUGUUGCCAACACUGGUGGGGAGGUCAAUAUGACUUACUUUGUCCAAUUUCCUGAUGAGGGAGAUAAUCUCGGGCAAUCAAAAGGAAAAGAACCAAUGGAAGUGGAUUCAGAUGCCGAGCUUAAGCCUUGCUCUAUAUGGGAAAAAGGAGAGACAUCUGGAACCAAAGAGGAGUCUGACCUAGACCCAAGGUUGCCCUUAGAGUCAACCAAGACCGGUCCGGCUGAAGAUACCGUUGAAAUCCAAGUUGGGGAGGCCGGAGAGGCCAAAACAUUGAAGAUAGGGUCUAAGCUGAAAGGAGAGUUGAAGGCAAGCCUUAUCCGUUUCUUAAGAAGCAACUUGGAUGUUUUUGCUUGGUGUCAUGCUGAUAUGGUAGGGAUCGACCCAGAAGUAAUGAGUCACCAUUUAAACAUUGACCCUACCAAGAAAGGGAUGAGACAAAAGAGAAGGCCUGUUAGUGGAGAAAGGGCUCAAGCACUGAAGGAAGAAGUUGACCGGUUGUUGGGUGCUAAGUUGAUCAAGGAGUCGUUUUACCCUACAUGGCUGGCUAACCCGGUCCUUGUCAAGAAGCCUAAUGGGAAGUGGAGAACUUGUGUCGAUUUCACAGAUCUGAACAAAGCAUGCCCAAAGGAUAGUUUUCCACUCCCGAGGAUAGACCAGUUGGUGGAUGCCACAGCAGGACACGCUCUGUUAAGUUUCAUGGAUGCCUAUUCAGGGUACAAUCAGAUACCCAUGCAUGAACCAGAUCAGGAGCACACUUCAUUUAUAACUGACAGAGGACUAUAUUGCUAUAUAGGGAUGCCAUUUGGACUAAUCAAUGCUGGCGCAACUUAUCAACGCCUUGUAAACAUGAUGUUUAAAGAUCAGAUUGGUAAGACUAUGGAGGUUUACGUAGAUGACAUGCUGGUCAAGUCCAAGGAGGCGCAAGAUCACAUUCGGCACUUGUCUGAAAUGUUUGACAUACUUAGGAAGUAUCGAAUGAAGUUGAAUCCCCAGAAGUGUGUAUUUGGAGUUGAGUCUGGUAAAUUCUUGGGGUUCAUGGUAAAUCAUCGAGGGAUCGAAGCUAAUCCUGCAAAAAUCAAGGCAUUACUUGAUAUGAAGUCUCCUCAGAAUGUGAGGCAAGUUCAGAGCCUUACAGGAAGGAUAGCGGCAUUAAAUAGAUUUGUGUCUAAAUCCUCAGACAGAUGCAAGGAGUUCUUUAAGGCUAUCAAGGAGGCUGGGAAAACAUUUGUAUGGACGGAGGAAUGUGAAGAGGCCUUCCAAAAGAUAAAGGAACAAUUGGGAAAGCCACCUCUCUUGGCCAAACCCGUAGAAGGGGAAACAUUGAUCUUAUAUCUGGCCGUUUCAAGAUACUCGGUUAGCGCCGUCCUUGUAAAGGAGGAGAGGGAUGUUCAACUCCCGGUAUACUAUGUUAGCAAAAGGCUAUUGGAUGCUGAAACAAGAUACACUAGCAUGGAAAAGUUGGUAUACUCUUUGAUCUUGGCAGCAAGGAAGCUUCGUCCAUACUUUCAGGCACAUAAGAUUGAGGUAAGAACUUCAUACCCUCUCCGUCAGAUUAUGCAUAAACCAGAAGCAACGGGAAGACUCAUGAAGUGGGCUGUUGAGCUAGGACAGUUUGACUUGGAUUACAAGCCUAGAGCUACUAUCAAAGGCCAAGCCCUGGCUGAUUUCUUGUUGGAAUUUGAGGAUGAUAUUCAAGAGUGGGCAAUAGUACCGUAUAAUCCAGUUGUUGAACCCAUUAAAGGUCUUUUAGUGGAAGAUGACACAUGGUGGAACUUGCAUGUCGAUGGAGCUGUCAACUCUGACGGGGCUGGAGUUGGUAUAGUUUUGGUUAGUCCCGGGGGGUGUCGGUUGUUGAGUGCCAUCCACCUAGGGUUCCCCGCAACCAAUAACGAUGCAGAAUAUGAAGCUUUGAUCAAUGGUCUAUCCCUAGCCAUAGAGAUGAAGGCCAGGAAUCUUAUCGUGUAUAGUGAUUCUAUGUUAGUGGUUCACCAGGUAAACGGGGGGUUCUUGGCUCGGGGUUGGAGAACGAACUUAUAUAUGACCCAUACGCAAGAGCUGAUGAAGAAGUUCAGAGAGGUACAUUUGGAAAAGGUUCCUCGCGAGAAAAAUGAAGGUGCUGAUGCUUUGGCCAAGGCCAGUUCUAGAAGGGACACCAAGUUAUUAGGAACCAUCCAAUUCUGUGUUCAAGAGAAGCCCAGUGUGACAGAAGCACAGAAGGUCACCCGGUUCAGAGGAGAUCUGAUGGAAGUAGAGAAGGAAGUCGUGGAUACUUGGAUGACUCCAAUACUUAAGUUCAUCCAGGAGGGUCAACUCCCAGAAAGUAUAAAGGAAGCCAGAAGUCUCAGAUACAAAGCAGCGAGAUUUGUGAUAUAUGAUGGUGUCUUAUACAAGAGGGGGUUUAACCAGCCGCUGCUGAAGUGCAUUGCAGGGGAGGAGUGCAAUUAUAUCUUAAGGGAAGUGCAUGAAGGAAUAUGCGGCAAUCACUCGGGGGGUAGUUCACUUGCACUGAAGAUCCUUAGGCAAGGAUAUUACUGGCCAACGAUGAGGAGUGAAGCAAGCAAGUUCGUGCAAGCUUGUGACAAGUGCCAGCGAUUUGCCACAUAUUCAUCUCGUCCUGCAGCAAGUCUGACUCCGUUACUCAGUCCAUGGCCAUUCGCUUUGUGGGGGAUAGAUCUCAUUGGAGAGCUUCCAAAAGCCAAAGGAGGAGUCAGAUUUGGUAUCCCGUACAAAUUGAUAUCUGACAAUGGAAAACAAUUCGACAGCAAAGAGUUGAAGAAAUUGUGCGAUGACCUGAAUAUAAGGAGGAACUUUGCUGCCGUGUACCAUCCACAAAGCAAUGGACAGACUGAAGCAAUCAACAAGAUCAUCAAACACACGCUGAAGGCCAAGUUAGAAGAAAUGAAAGGUGAUUGGCCGGAGGAGCUUCCAAUGGUAUUAUGGUCAUACAACACUACGCCGAGGACAACCACUGGGGAGUCGCCGUUCAUGUUGACCUAUGGUUGUGAAGCAAUGGUUCCAGUAGAGGUCGGAGCAGGUUCCUUUAGGAGAGACCACUUCCAGGAAGAGGACAAUGUUGUUAACCAGAGGCUACAUCUGGAUAUGCUGGAGGAAGUCAGAAGGGAGUCGCAAGUCAGGUUGGCAGCAUACCAACAAAGGACAGCCCGAUUCUACAACAGUCGAGUCAAGCCUAGACCAUUCAAAGUAGGAGACUUAGUGUUGCGCAGGAUGAUGCCAGGGAUGAAGGUGCCAGGUCACGGAGUGUUCGGGGCAAAUUGGGAAGGACCCUACCGCAUUCGGGCUGAGAUCUUUGGAGGAGCAUACUACUUGGAAGACAUGCAGGGGGAGCCCAUCUCUAAGGCAUGGAAUGCUGAGCACUUAAAGAAAUACUAUCAAUAGAAGCAAGCUGUAAUUGUUGAGAACAAUAGAAGAUGGAAUGUAUUUGCUGAUCCACUGAUGAAAUAAUAAUACUAGUAUAGUUUGCUUGAUUCUGCCAUUUACUCACAUACGGCGCGCCUCAUCUUAAGGCGCGCCCU